Messenger RNA from Diprion similis, 1968 nucleotides. RefSeq names its product probable basic-leucine zipper transcription factor N. The record is from RefSeq and is a predicted model, not a curated record. NCBI's taxonomy places the organism in Eukaryota, Metazoa, Arthropoda, Insecta, Hymenoptera, Diprionidae. The transcript has 5 exons. Bases 49 to 1953 code for a protein of 634 amino acids.
CUUGUUUCACUUUCAAUCGCGGAUUAGAGGAGUGCGGAUGAAAAUAUUAUGGAAACUUUGGCAUGGAGUUUUACUUUGAUCACAGUGGCUCUGCUACUGGAUCCAACAUUCGCGGAUGUCCUGGUGCAACCGGGUUACACUCAGCAGUCGGUAGCAUCUUCGAAAAGCCAAGCGAUGAACGGGGAGCAGAAAAACCAACAGAUGACCGGACAGCCUCAGUCCCAGCAGAAUUACGCUGCGGAAGCACAGAAUUUGUUGUUGCAAUUGCUCCAGCAUCAGCACAUGCUUCAGAAACAACAUCUGAACAACAUACAUCAGUACGAACAAAAGCAGCUGCUUCAGAUGCAACAACAACAACUCCAGCAUCCGAUGGUCCAGCGUCAAAAGGUCAUGAACAACGAUCAGAUGGUCAGCAUGAUGCCCUUCGGCCUAUCGCCUUACUCCCCUCUCAUUUCGGGCUUAGGAGACAUGACGACGGGAAGACUUUUCUCCAUGGGACCGAUGGGCCUGAACACAUUCACAAUGGGAGGACUGAGGCCUCCUCUGCUUAUGAGUCCGCAACAAACGCAGAAAAUGUCAGGGAGCGCGCAAUUUCAAAAAUCAUCCAACGGACUGCAAGACCAGACAAGGAGCAAACGUGAGAUCAGGGAUGUCGCACCCGUGGAAUCAGGACCAAAGAAAUUCCGACAGUCAAAGAAUUCUCGGCAGCAAAUGGAUGGCAUGGCCGCGAACCCGUCCGUAAAACCAAAAUCCGACAACAAUGCUGUAUCGUCUCUUCAACAGAACUCUCAAUCGCCCAGCAAGUCAAAUGAUGAUCGCAUCGUCGGUGACGUACGGAAAAUGAAUGACGACACUGUCGCUGGACCUUUGGACGAUUUCAUAGAAACUCUGAAGAACAGCGGCCUGGUGAAUCCCCUGAUGGAUCUAUUGAACGGAGGUGGAGUUCUUCCGCAGUCUAACUUCCUCGGUAAAUCAGAAUCAGGGAUACCUCAGUUCGAGGAACACAUCGUAAGUCAACCCCAUCAACAACAGCAGCAACUGGGUGAUCAGAAUCCGAUGAUGUCCAUGCUUGGUCACCAUCACAAUCCACCUUAUACUUCCUACGGUCAUCACCACCCUCAUCAUCUGCCAACUCACUAUGGAAGCCGUCCAACGAAGUAUUAUCCGUACAGAAACAUGGCGUCAGGUUCUUCCUCGUUGCCGAUGAACGAGGGCGGUUCAAUACCGUUCCAAGAUAAUCAAGGACAAGCGUUUUGGGCAGGUUCUCCGCAUCAGGUUCAGCCAGGAACUAGUAGCUCCAGCAACAGUAAUUCCGCGGUUCCUGAAUCUGUUUCAAAAGCGUCAAACCCAGCAGCAAAGUUCGUGAAGGAUCCGGUGAUAAAGUUCUCGAUGUCGCAGAGAAAGAACGAGGAUCCAGUAAUCGUGGCUCCGAAUCCAAACUCGUCGAAGGCGGCGAAGCCGAGUGAAACGCCAAAGCCAAUCGCUAGCGAAUCGCCGAUGAACCCAGCGCCGAUCGAGAGCCAGCCCAUGAUGCCCGUCCAGGGUGCAAUCGGUAAGCAGCGAGUCCUUGGAUCCCAAUAUCCGAUGAACAUGGUCCCGCAAACCAUGAUAAAAAUGAUGUCACCGUACAACUCGAUGAUGCGAAGCAUGUCGCCGAUGGUUGGAGCACCGAGUCCGACGGACCAGCUUUCCGGACUUUUGUACACCUUGGCCGAUCAGUUAAGCACGUUUGGAAAUGGCGGGGGUCAGUACGCGGCAACAAACGACAGGUACCAAAAUUACCGUGAGGCUAAUUUCGGCCUCGGUGAUUUAUUGGACAGAGGCUACGGAAGCUAUCCUGGCCAAUUGAGCUAUGGAACCAUCCCCGGAAUCGGAUACGACGAGAGUCCUUACAGUACCUUCGGUGGUUACAACACGCCUUACCAGUAUCAUCAACACUCACACAGUUUCUGAGCUGCUGAAGCGAUU